This is a messenger RNA of Colletotrichum spaethianum, 1707 nucleotides long. RefSeq lists its product as uncharacterized. Gene Ontology annotation, molecular function: transmembrane transporter activity. Gene Ontology annotation, biological process: transmembrane transport. The transcript has a single exon. NCBI's taxonomy places the organism in Eukaryota, Fungi, Ascomycota, Sordariomycetes, Glomerellales, Glomerellaceae. The coding region runs from base 1 to 1707 and encodes 568 amino acids. The record is from RefSeq and is a predicted model, not a curated record.
AUGAACUUUCAUUCCAUACUCACAGACCUCUUCGGCGCAUCUCUAAUGAGCAGCAAUCCUCACCAGGAAGUUGUCGAUGACUUUGACGUAAGGAGACACGGAGGCGGCAUGGGCGUCUGGCUCGGUAUCUGGACAUGCUGCUACAUUGCUUCCCUCGGCCUCGGAUUCUUGAUUGGCGCGGCGGUGAUCGACAAUCUCCAACCAGCUUGGGGGUUCUACAUCAGCAUCAUCCUUGUGGCCGUGGUCCUUCUACUGAACACCCUUUGCCCAGAAGUACGCCGCUCCGCCUUCAGAAGAUCAGUCGUCGAAGUCAGAACCGGUACUGACAUCAGCCGGCGUGUUGCUCGCGGCGAGGUCAUGAUGCACCGCGUCAAAGAUGGUCCCAGAUGGUGGGGACAGGAAAUGUAUCAUGGAAUUGCACUCUGCUUCGAAAUGCUUCGACAGCCCGGCUUCGCCAUCAUUGCGGUCUACUCUGGCUGGAUCUACGCCCAAGUUGUUCUCGUCAUCGUCUUGCUGGGUUCACUAUCCUCGAGGUUCUACCGAAUGCGGUCACCAUACGUCGGACUCAUGGUGGCCGCAAUGACAUUUGGGGCUGUUCUUGCGAUACCGUUUCAAAAAGCCAGCUACUUUUCCCGAGCAAGACAUACUCAAGUCAACACCAGCCGUUUGACAUUUGACAAGCAGAUCACAUGGACAUCACAUCUCCUCCGCCGCUCCGUAUUCGCCAUCGGCCUUCCUCUAGCAGGCCUCGUCUACACCUUGGUGUCUACAGGCCCGCCUAUGCAUCCAAGUGCUCCCGCCAUUGUUGCUGCUGCGAUCGGCUUUCUUUCAUGUCUAGCGAUUUCGGAAUGCAACGGACUCAUCAUGGAAACUUUUGACACUUCGGAUCUUCAACCCGGAAUGACGGGCCGUCCUCGGGGCAACUCGGACAUCGCCCAGAAAAAGAAGAACUACUCAGCCUAUCCUCGUGUAACCGCCGGAUUUUCUGUCUGCCAUACUUUGGGCUUCAUCUUUGCAGCAGGAGCCUCUGGACUCGGCGGCAUGGCACAAAGAAAUCUGGGUCAGAGAGCAGCUACUGGAGUGGUUGCCGGUAUAUUGCUUGUGUUGACAGUCAUGCUAUUGCUGGCUUUGGUUCGCUUCAAAGAGGUAGUGAUUAUCCCCGAGAGCAAAGCUGGCGAGAUGGAAAAGUGGACUACUGUCCGAAGACAAUCAAUUAAACGCCGCGACUCAAUGCCCGCUGGAGCAGUUAACGACAAAGAUAUCAUUGCAGAAGAAGAGCCAUGGCGUCCUUUCAUAGUUGGCAAUCCCACCAGCAAGACACGGCGAGUCAACGUGCUCGAACUUGGCGGCAUGUCACGUUUCACUGAGAUCAGAAAGAGGAACAAACUCAUCGACGCUAACCAACAUCUCAACCGGGCCGCUUUGGAUGCGGGACUGGAUGCUCUGGACGACCAAAUCAGCGAAAUCGUGAGUGACAUUGUCAGUGACGCCAAAGAUCUUGUCAGAAGAAACAGUCAACAAAGUCAGCGCACUUCCCGCUCGCGGCGAAAUCAUCGAAGCGCGACAAGCGAGGAUGGUGAUCUUUCGUCUAUUGAGAUGAGCUCCAUGGACGACAGAUUUUCCCCGAGUGGCCAUCGUUCUCGAAUGCCUGCUAAUGUCUACAAUGAGCGAGAGUGUCUUCGGGGCCAGACGGUGAAGGAGGAAUGA